AAUCAACUCAGAAUCAGAGAAAGGGAGAAAAAACAAAGAAAAAUUAAGAAACAAAAAACUAUAAAAACAGAUUGAGAUAAGAAUAUAAGAAAAAUAAAUUAACCAAAUAAAUAAAUAAAGAAGAGGUGACUCGACUCGAUCUGCUCUUUAUCCAAAUCUGUGUCGAUCCUCUGUUACAGAGGGAAAAGAGCAAGGAAUUUUAGCUUAAUCGGUUCUACUUCUCCUCAGAAAAACGAAGGUUCAAUUCGUCUAAUUUAAUCGCUUUGGUUUUUCUGGCUAAAUUUUUAGCACUAUUUUUUAUUCAAUAUACAUGCCAACACUGUCCGUGGUUGGAUAAUGGCUGUUGAGGCUCCUGCCAAACAUGUUUUUGAUUUUGACGACGACGAUGAUGAUGAUGGGCCUGUAGUGUUCAAGAGGAAUAAUACCUUGUCCUCUAAGCAAAACCAGUUAAACUCCGAAAUAAAGAAGGCAUCGUCUCAAAGGUCUGAUGGGCAUUCUGGUAGUCGGGCCUUCUAUGUACAAGCUUUGAAUGGUCAAAGUUCCAGUUCUCAGAAGAACAAGGCAUUCCCAUCUUCUAAGUCUCUGCCUGUGAGAUCUCCUAUUUUGAGCCCAAAAGCAUCAACAUCAUCUGCCAGGACAUCACCCGUGAAGUCACCAGUGGCGAAUUUUAAGACACCAGCAUCUUUAAAUGAUCACUCAAAACAAGCCUUGAAGCAGAAUAAUUGUAAUGUUGUCAAUGAAGGGAAAAGCCCAAUUAAAGGUGCCACUGAAGCAAACAGUGACGACGACGAUGAUUUACAACCUUUGAGUGCCCGGCUUAAGGGGAUCUCAAACCAAGGUACCAAAGGGGCGAGCACUUCUAGUACUGCCCAAUCACAUCGAUUAGUAUCAAAGACUGAAAUAAAGGGAUCCACCAAAGAUCCAGAUGAUGAAGCUCCUUUGUCUGUGAGGUUCAACAUGAAGUCCAGUGCUGGGACAUCAAGUAGUAAGCUGUAUGAUUCUGAUGAGAAGAAACCUCUGGCAUCUAACAGCGAGCAGAAGUGUUCAACUGUGAAGGGCAAGCAGGAAAAGUCUUCUAUGUUGUCAGGUAAGAGGCCUCUUGAUAAGGGCAAUUGCUCAGAUCAGUCUUCAGCUAAAAAGCCAAAGAUCUCAGAUACACCUACAGCAAUGAAAUCCAAGCAAUUAACAGUGAAAGCUGAAAAGGAAAAGGCUGACGAAGAUGAUGAUGAUGAUAUUCCAAUUUCACAACGAAUAAAAAAGUCACCUCCAUCAAACAGUAAAACAUCGUCUAUGAAGCAAAAAGCAGCCAAGGUUGUAUCUUCUUCACUUAAAAAGUUAAAUAAAAAGUCGAAGAAAGAGUUCAAAAAUUCUAAAUAUAUUAAGUCAACAAAAGUGUCGCCUAGUUCUGGUGAUGGGCAGAAAAAGUGGAGUACCUUGGUUCAUAAUGGUGUCAUUUUUCCACCCCCAUACAAGCCUCAUGGGAUUAAGUUGCUGUAUGAUGGACGGCCUAUUGAUCUAACUCCUGAACAAGAGGAGGUUGCAACAAUGUUUGCUGUGAUGAAAGAUACAGAUUACAUGAAUAAACCACAGUUCAAGAAGAAUUUCUGGGAAGAUUGGAGUAAAUUACUGGGGAAAAACCAUACCAUUAAGGACUUGGACAAAUGUGACUUCACUCCAAUAUACGAGUGGCAUUUGCAGGAGAAAGAGAAGAAGAAACAAAUGAGUUCUGAAGAGAAGAAGGCUUUGAAAGAAGAAAAGUUGAAGCAGGAGGAAAAGUAUAUGUGGGCUAUUGUUGAUCGCGUCAAAGAGAAGGUAGGAAAUUUCAGAGUUGAACCGCCUGGUCUUUUUCGAGGUCGGGGAGAGCAUCCAAAGAUGGGAAAGUUGAAAAGACGUAUUCGCCCAAGUGACAUUACAAUUAAUAUUGGAAAGAAUGCCCCAAUUCCAGAAUGUCCAAUCCCCGGUGAAAGUUGGAAAGAUAUAAAACAUGACAAUACUGUCACAUGGUUAGCUUUCUGGAAUGAUCCCAUUAAUCCAAAAGAAUUCAAAUAUGUAUUUUUGGCUGCUAGCAGUUCUUUGAAGGGUCAAAGUGACAAGGAGAAAUAUGAGAAAGCUAGGAUGCUGAAGGAAUAUAUCAAGAACAUCAGAGCAGCAUAUACCAAGGAUUUUACGUCUAAAGAUGUUACAAAGAGGCAAAUAGCAGUUGCUACCUAUCUUAUUGAUAAAUUAGCUCUUAGGGCGGGUAAUGAGAAGGAUGAUGAUGAAGCUGAUACUGUUGGUUGCUGCACACUUAAAGUAGGAAAUGUGGAGUGUAUUCCACCAAAUAAAUUGAAGUUUGACUUCCUUGGUAAAGAUUCGAUUCAAUAUGUGAACACAGUGGAGGUUGAGCUUCCUGUCUACAAUGCAAUUGGACAGUUUCACACUGGGAAAAGCAAAAGUGAUGAUCUUUUUGACAAGCUUGAUACAAGUAAACUAAAUGCACAUUUGAAGGAGCUCAUGCCAGGGCUUACAGCAAAAGUCUUCCGUACCUACAAUGCUUCCAUUACAUUGGAUGAGAUGUUAAAUAAAGAAACCAAAGAUGGGGAUGUGGCGGAAAAAGUUGUAAUUUAUCAGCGCGCAAACAAAGAGGUUGCAAUCAUAUGUAAUCAUCAGCGGAGUAUUUCAAAAUCUCAUAGUGCACAGAUGUCAAGGUUGACUGAGAAAAUAACAGAACUCAAGGGUGUUCUAAAGGAGCUAAAAAUUGAUUUGGACAGGGCUAAGAAAGGAAAGCCCCCAUUGAAGGAUGCUGACGGGAAGCAGAAGAGAAACUUGACCCCUGAAGUGUUAGAGAAAAAGAUAGCUCAAACAAAUGCCAAGAUUGAGAAGAUGGAAAGAGACAUGCAAACUAAAGAGGAUCUAAAAACUGUGGCAUUAGGCACAUCCAAAAUUAAUUACCUUGACCCCCGGAUUACAGUUGCAUGGUGCAAGCGGCAUGAGGUUCCCAUCGAGAAGAUAUUCAACAAAUCACUUCUGGCAAAGUUUGCUUGGGCAAUGGAUGUAGAUCCUGAUUUCAGAUUCUAAUCAUCUAAGUGAAUGAAACCAGGUUGGUGCCAUGAAAAUCUUACUCCCCAAGGAAAAGACGAGAGGACAAAGGAACAACCAAACCAGUCCCCUUUCUUCAAUUAUCAUCCAUUUUUUUCCAUGAAAGUUAUUUACAAUAUACUUCUUUUUUCCCCCGUGUCAGCAAAAAAAUUCAUGUUAUAUGUCAAGCUAAUCUAAUCAAGGGCAGGUUGGCUCAUUUCCUUUUUUCCAUUUCUAAAAACUGUUCAAAUGUUGGCAGAGAAGAGUGCAACAAAAAUAGUCCGCGUUUUAGCUUUGGAACAUUACUUACGAACUUUCAAAUGUUGAGAUACAUUGAUGAAUUGUUCAAAAACAGAGUUAAUUUAUACUUUCCCUUCUGGGAUUUCAUCUGUUA
Molecule: messenger RNA, 3451 nt
Organism: Gossypium raimondii (Peruvian cotton)
Lineage: Eukaryota; Viridiplantae; Streptophyta; Magnoliopsida; Malvales; Malvaceae
Product: DNA topoisomerase 1 beta
Exons: 17
Coding region: 337-3057 (906 amino acids)
Biological process (GO): DNA topological change; chromosome segregation; DNA replication
Cellular component (GO): nucleolus; chromosome
Molecular function (GO): DNA binding; DNA topoisomerase type I (single strand cut, ATP-independent) activity
Source: RefSeq, a predicted model, not a curated record